Messenger RNA from Gordionus sp. m RMFG-2023, 1698 nucleotides. RefSeq names its product F-box/WD repeat-containing protein 9-like. The coding region runs from base 107 to 1540 and encodes 477 amino acids. The transcript is spliced from 10 exons. Lineage: Eukaryota; Metazoa; Nematomorpha; Gordioida; Chordodea; Parachordodidae. Gene Ontology annotation, molecular function: protein binding. The record is from RefSeq and is a predicted model, not a curated record.
AUGUGAAUCACCACCUAAAAAAUAAAAUAAGCACACAUAUGCUCUCAAAAAUAUUCUUUAAAGACAAACGUUUGAGAAAUGUUUCCUUCAUAUCUAGAUUAGAUUAAUGAAUAGCAAUGAACUAUUGCAAAUCGGUUUAAAAUUUGAUUGUAGAAUAUCAUUAGAUACUCUUCCCACUGAAAUAAUUUUACAUCUAUCUACUUAUAUAAAUGUCACGGACAUAAUAUUUAAUCUCUCACUUACAUGUAAAAGACUCCAUUCUAUAUUUCAAAAUUCGUUAUAUUGGAAGCAAAGAUGCCUCAAUGCCUAUAAAAAUGUUGAAAAGUCAAUUUAUGAAGAGGUAACAUCAAAUGAAGUCAUAACAGUAAAAAAGGAGGAUAUUAAUAUGUGGGAUGGUUAUGAUUUUCCACCUACACCAGAUGCAAUACUCAAAUACGAUUGGAGGAAGACUUGCGCCGAACGCGAAUAUCUUUAUGACUAUUGGUCCAGGGCUAGAGAAACUUUAUACCAAUAUAAAUAUCGGCAGGAGUCAUCAAUCGAUGUUGUUAAACUCAUUAAUGGUGGCAAAACAUGUGUUACAGGCUCGAGGGAUAGAUCUAUCUACAUAUACGAUGUUGAAAAGAUGGCUGAAGAUAUUAAGGAGGAAAAAGCAAUUUCUUACCAUGCUAGGAAUGUUCACAAAGGUUGGAUCUGGACACUCUCUUUCUUGAAUAAUACCAGGUUUUGUUCUGGAGGCUGGGACAGCUGCCUUAAAACAUGGGAUCUUGGUCAAUCCAGUUUGGAAGAAAUUGGAGCCUUUAAGUGUGAAUCGGCCAUCUUAUGUUCAUCCUUUGCCUCGCCCUCACUAAUAGCCCUUGGCACUUAUCACAAAACCGUUAGACUAAUAGAUCCCAGAAUUUCAGCCUCAGACUAUAACCUCAAGACUUUAGCCAAUUUUACAAAUAAAAAUUUAUGUACCCCAAAUUUUGACAGCGUUUCACGUAGCGCUACACCUAAAAACGUCGUUUUCAAAGACCGAAAAAUGCACAACGGUCCUAUAUUGUGUCUGACUAUCGAUUCAGAGCGGAAUUUACUGAUCACCGGAAGUGAGGACAAGUCUAUAUGCGUCGCAGAUUUGAGACAAAGCUGUGGAGGCAGUAGCUACGAGGUUGGAAAAAUGGAAGCCAAACCUCUUUAUAAGAUACCGCUCAAUGGUAUACCUCUUUGUUUCUCUUACAAUUCGAAUCAUAUGUGGGUAGGAGAUGAUGUAGGGAGGGUCUAUCUAUUUGAUCCCUUUAACCUAUUCAAUAUGAUAGGAUAUUUCGAUUCCGGCCACGCUUACUCGGUUAGAAGUAUAAAACACAGAAACGGGUUGCUAUUUACUUGCUCAGCUGAUAAAUCGUUUAAGGUUUUCGACCCAACUUUCCCACCUAAACUUGUUUAUUCCCACAAAAUUUGCCUGGAAGGAGAAAUGGCUUCAUUAGACUACAAAAACGAAGUGUUGGCAGUUGCUAGUGCUGAUGGGGGUAUCAAUGUUUGGAAAAAGAAAAAAGGAUUAUAAUGCAAUUUAUUAUUUAUUUAAUAUAAUAUAAAAUGAAGGUGAUAAAAGCAGUUAUUUCUAUAGAUAUAAUGUUUUAUUAAAUGCUAAUGAUUUUUAUAUAAUGUAUUUUUUAUAAUUUUGAUUUCAUAAUUUUUAAUGUGCUCUGCGAUUUUAAAAAA